Molecule: messenger RNA, 2549 nt
Organism: Balaenoptera ricei (Rice's whale)
Lineage: Eukaryota; Metazoa; Chordata; Mammalia; Artiodactyla; Balaenopteridae
Gene: HDAC10
Product: histone deacetylase 10
Exons: 19
Coding region: 92-2125 (677 amino acids)
Biological process (GO): chromatin organization
Cellular component (GO): histone deacetylase complex
Molecular function (GO): histone deacetylase activity
Source: RefSeq, a predicted model, not a curated record
AAGGGGGGCGGGCAGUGCACUCACCUGCCUGUGAGUGGUAGUGUUUGGGUCCUGCCCACCCUGAGUGGCCCAGAGCGACCACGGUCAGGCCAUGGGGACCGCACUUGUGUACCACGAGGACAUGACAGCUGCCCGGCUGCUCUGGGACGACCCCGAGUGCGAGAUCGAGUGCCCGGAGCGCCUGACCACAGCCCUGGAGCGCCUGCAGCAGCGUGGCCUGGAGCAAAGGUGUCUGCGGCUGGCAGCCCGGGAGGCCUCGGAGGCGGAACUGGGCCUGGUGCACAGCCCGGAGUAUGUGGCCCUGUUGCAGGGGACCCAGGCCUUGGGCACCGGGGAGCUCCAGACCCUGUCUGGACAGUACGAUGCCGUCUACUUCCACCCGAGUACCUUCCACUGUGCCCGGCUGGCCGCGGGGGCGGCGCUGCAGCUGGUGGAUGCAGUGCUGGCGGGAGCUGUGCGCAACGGGCUCGCCCUGGUGAGGCCUCCUGGGCACCAUAGCCAGAGGGCUGCCGCCAAUGGAUUCUGCGUGUUCAACAACGUGGCCAUAGCAGCCAAACAUGCCCAGCGGCAGCACGGGCUGCACAGGAUCCUCAUCGUUGACUGGGAUGUGCAUCAUGGCCAGGGCAUCCAGUAUAUCUUUGAGGAUGACCCCAGUGUCCUUUAUUUCUCCUGGCACCGCUAUGAGCACGGGCGCUUCUGGCCCUAUCUCCGAGAGUCAGAUGCAGACGCUGUUGGGCAGGGCCCGGGCCUUGGCUUCACUGUCAACCUGCCCUGGAACCAGGUCGGGAUGGGAAAUGCUGACUACGUGGCCGCCUUCCUGCAUGUGCUGCUGCCCGUGGCCUUUGAGUUCAACCCUGAGCUGGUCCUAGUCUCCGCGGGAUUUGACUCAGCCAUCGGGGAUCCCGAGGGGCAGAUGCAGGCCACGCCAGAGUGCUUUGCCCACCUCACGCAGCUGCUGCAGAUGCUGGCUGGUGGCCGGGUCUGCGCUGUGCUGGAGGGUGGCUACCACCUGGAGUCACUCUCGCAGUCCGUGUGCAUGAUGGUGCAAGCGCUGCUGGGAGACCCUGCCCCGCCCCUGUCGGGGCCCAUGGUGCCGCAUGCCAGCGCCCUGGAGUCCAUCCAGAGUGUCCGGGUAGCCCAGGCCCCUCACUGGAUGAGCCUCCAGCAGCAAGGUGUGGCCCCUGUACUGAGUCCCAGCCCCCGCUCCCCAGAGGGGAGGCCCUCGCCUCUGCUGCUGCCUGGGGGGCCCGAAUUCAAGGCAGCAGCGACCCAGGACGUGGCUGCCCUGAGCUCCCUCCUGGACCAGCUGCGCCUCAAUCCCGCGCCCCCUGUACGCACAGCUGUUGCCUUGACUGCGCCAGAUGCUGCCCUGGCCCUGCCCUCUGAUGUCCUCUGUGAGGAGGGGUCAGCCCCACAGGAAGAGACGCAGGCCUGGGCCAGGCCACAUGAGGCCCUGGCCCAGGACAGGGCCCUCACUGCACUCGGGAAGGUCCUGUACCUCUUGGACAGGAUCCUGGAUGGGCAGGUGAGCAGUGGCAUUGCAGUCACCCCAGCCUCUGCUGCAGCUGCCACCCUGGAUGUGGCCAUUCGGUGUGGCCUGUCCCACGGAGCCCAGAGGCUGCUUUGUCUGGCUGUGGGACAGCUGGAUCGGCCCCCAGAUCUCACGGAUGAUGGGAGGACUCUAUGGCUGAAUAUUGGGGGCAAGGAGGCAGCUGCCCUGUCCAUGUUCCACGUCUCUGUGCCACUGCCAGGGACGACUGGAGGGUUUCUGAGCUGUGUCCUGGCCCUGGUGCUGCCCCUGGCCUACAGCUUCCAGCCUGACCUGGUGCUGGUGGCGCUGGGGCCCGCCCAUGGCCUGCGGGACCCCCAAGCUGCACUCCUGGCUGCGCUGCUUCGGGGCCCAGCAGGGGGCCGAGUCUUGGUCCUUGUGGAUGAGGAAUCCACACCCCAGCUCGCGGUGGUCCUGGCCAGGGUGUUGCAUGGAGAGGCAGCCCCUAGCCUGGGUCCCUUCUCCAUGGCCUCCCCAGAGGAAGUGCAGGCCCUGAUGCAGCUGAGAGGGCAGCUGGAGCCACGGUGGAAGAUGCUGCAGGUGGCCAGUGAGGCUGGGGGGCCAGGCUCAGGCUGAAUGCUUGGGGCCUUGGGCGACAGCUGCCUUAGAGCUCUGUGGCGGGACGGGCUCACGUCCUGGGGAGUGGGGUACUGCCCUGAACCAGCUCAUAGCCGCGUCAAGCAGUUGUGCACCUCUUCCCAGCUCCUCCUUGAGUGCUGUGACCUGGUAGCUUGAAAUCGGCCAGGGUGGGAGUAUUUACACCCCGGAAAAGACACCACCAACUAGUCCCCCAAGAGCCUGUUGUUAACCAUUCACCAGCACACUUCUGCGCGAGGCCUCUUUCCUGAGGGCUAGGCUGCGGGGCUGCCCGGGACACUGGCUCAGGGGCCCUGUAUCCCCUGCCCCAGCGCAGACUCCCCCCUCCGACCACCCGCCUCUGCACGGAUGGCCCCUCCCCCGCUCCCUCCCCGCCCAAUCAGUAAACGUCGGUUAAGCGAAA